ACCAAGUUACUCGUAGUAAAACCGAACUCUAAAGUUGUAUUGUAUUACGUAUAUUAUUAGUAACAUAUCUAUACGUUAUCAAUCAAAUCAGAUAUUGAAUUAAUAUUUUAUUAAUCUGCAGUUGCUUUUAGUAGAAUAAGGUUUUAGGUUGAGUGAUACGUAUAAGUGUUUAUAAGGACUUCAAUAUGAGAAAACGCGAUUUAAUUGGUACUCUACUUUUAGCUCUAAUAAUAGGAGCUGGGUUGGCAGGCUUAAUAUGGUGGUUAGUAGAAGGACGCCACUCACCGUACACCACAAUAUUACUAGAAGAAGAUGGCUUAGGACAUGUACGCUACAAUGCAGCCUUAACCAGAAUACAUGACGUCGGUAAUAUAUUUUGGUGGUUCUACCCUACUACGCGGGCUGCCCCGACUACUCGACCUAUAAUAUUAUGGCUGGACGGGGUGACAGGCUUGCCUCCAAGUCUUCUCGCUAACUUUGGGAUGUUUGGACCGUUAGACAUCAAUAUGAACAUAAGGAACGACUCAUGGGUUAAUAGUUAUAAUCUACUGUUUGUUGAUUCACCUUUGGGCACGGGCUUCAGCACUGCGGAUGAAAAUAGUGAAAUUCCAACAACUCUUGAACAAAAUAGCCAGCAAUUGCUUUAUGUUUUGGAUUCCUUCUACCGAUAUAACAGUCUAUACAGAUCAGCCCCGUUAUACAUUUUCGGGGAAGGUCAUGGCGCUCAAUUUGCGUUAAGUUUGGCUCUCAAAUUGACGGAGGAAGCGUCAUUCAGACACAAUUUGAAAGGUGUCGUCAUUGGCAAUGGAAUCAUUGCUCCAACAGUGGCACUUACUAAACUAGGUUUUUACCUUGAAGAGCUUGCCUAUGUUGACAACUUCGGACGUGACGCAUUAGAAUCAUUUGCCGAGGAAACUAACAAGUUGGUUGAGGAUGAAAAGUAUGGAGAAGCAUUUGAUAAAUUCUUAACAUUAGAUGAAGUAGUCAAUAAGGAAGCUGGAGCUGUAGCCGUUAACUUAGCCCGCAUUGUAGAUAAACUCACCCAAGAAUCGACUGCUGUUUCAGACUUUGGACUGCGAAAAUAUAUACAAGAUGAGUUACAUUCUCGCGUCGACGUCUUCGACUUCAUGGAUGAUACAGUUGCACCGGCGCUUGGCCUUCCAAGUAACUACACUUAUGACCAGGGCCGAGGAGCCGUCGUUGAAGCUUUCCGGGAUGUCUUUAUGUUGCCAGCUGAUGACUUAGUUCAAAACGUUCUCCAGAAUACAGACUGUACAGUUACUAUAUACAAUGGUAACUUGGACGCCGUAUCGACCACCCCUGGUCAGCUAGAAUGGGUUGAGAAACUCCAAUGGGCUGGCAGUGAAGAAUUUCUUAGCAGUCCACGAAGAACUCUUAUUGUAAAUGGACUUGUGGAGGGUUACUUCAGGGAGUCACCAAGACUUCAAUUUUAUUGGCUGAACGCUGCAGGACUAACAGUGCCACUUGACAGUCCAGUUGCGAUGAGACGUGUUUUGGAACGAAUUUUAGUUUAAUAAAAAAAUAUAACUAUAAUA
Achroia grisella is the source of this 1556-nucleotide messenger RNA. RefSeq lists its product as uncharacterized. Gene Ontology annotation, biological process: proteolysis. The transcript is spliced from 9 exons. NCBI's taxonomy places the organism in Eukaryota, Metazoa, Arthropoda, Insecta, Lepidoptera, Pyralidae. The record is from RefSeq and is a predicted model, not a curated record. The coding region runs from base 186 to 1535 and encodes 449 amino acids. Gene Ontology annotation, molecular function: serine-type carboxypeptidase activity.